Messenger RNA from Rhodotorula toruloides NP11, 2109 nucleotides. Its product is annotated as protein kinase-like domain protein. The record is from RefSeq and is a predicted model, not a curated record. The transcript has 5 exons. Lineage: Eukaryota; Fungi; Basidiomycota; Microbotryomycetes; Sporidiobolales; Sporidiobolaceae. The coding region runs from base 1 to 2109 and encodes 702 amino acids.
AUGUCGUCGUCCUCCUCCCCGCUAAGCCGGUCCGGCUCACCGCGGUAUCAGGAGCAGCGAGAUCUGGUUAAACACAUCCGGAACACGCUGGAGGCGCCGUUUCCCCGGAUCACCUAUACACCCGUCCUCACUGCCUCCGAGCGUCGUCACCAUCUUUCAGAACCGCGCGCAGAAUUAGCCAGCGAGCACGACAUUCAUCCAGGUGACCUAGGGGCGGACAGUGGUGCGGUCCCGCUCUCAAUUGAGGCGAUUGAUGAGACGGGCGGCCGAACUCUCCUUCACGCACUGCUCGAAACGGGUCGCGACUACUUCGACAGUCUCAGCAACGAUGAGGACCGGCUUGCACACCUGCCGCUGCAGAAGUACGAGUAUGCGCCACCUCGUGCUGGUGCCUCCAAAUACAAAUACGAAGACGAGCUCAACCUGGAGAAACAGCUUGAUCGCGGGCUGGCAGAGCCGCUUGAGGAUGCGCUCGGAAUCCUCCGCUCUGGCGAGAUCUGGAAGGUGGCGCGCGACCCGCACAGGACGGCAUCGAGCUUGGUCGUCACCCACUCGGACAUUGCGUGCUUUGUCCAGAAUGAGCGCCGACAUGAAGGAGGCGUCAUCGAGCUGAAGGCUAUGGUGGAUGACCAUUUCCGAGUGAUCCAUGCGGUUAUCCGAAGCGCUCUCUAUUUCCCCACGAUCACGUUCAAGGGGCAGACACCGCGGUACUGGGACUCGGACGAUGGAAAGUGGCAGGCUGCGCCAGAAUGGUUGAAGCUUGUCGUCCAGAUCGCGUCAAUCCUCUCGACCCGCCUCCGCCGCAACGAGAUUGAAGAACUCAAGAAUCCCGUCAUUGCCUUGCCCGUCAUGACCGGCUCUCUCCUGUUCUUUGCAACGGCCAAGAUCGUCAAGUUCGACAAUGUCCGGUACCUGCAACUCGCCAUCUCCGACAUCUACGACAUGCAGAGCCUGCCCCUUCGCCUUCUCCUCUUCGUCAUCUCGCUCCUCCACGUUUCGGUCAAUCCGCUUCCUCCACCUUCCGAUUACUUUUCCGAACGAGCGUUCAAGUCGACGAUCACGCCCGACUCGCUCCAGCUCCCGCCGGCUGCGCAGGAAGCGAAGGCGCGGUCCUCGUCCGGCAGUUCGGCUGCUGGAGGAGCGACCGAGAACGAGGGAGAGCGCGUAGUAGAGGGAGGGAGAUCAAUCAGGAGCAGAGGCGCAGUUGAGGAAGAAGGGGCGGAAGAGGAGGAAGAGGAGGAGGAGAAGAAGGAGGCGGGGCAGGAGGAGGAGAGGUUGGACAAUGAAGGCGGGCCAAGGCCCCCAUCUGGGCCGAGUUCAGGUCCCGGAUCUGGCGGCGGCGGAAGCGACACCUCAGGCGACGGGACCGGCGCUGGGCGGGCAUCUUACGGUGAGAGGGGACUGGCAAAGCGUCGAGCCGCGUCGCAAGGUGGCGGCCCGUCGCUGAAGAGGGGAAAGGGUGCCGGUGGUGCAGACAAGCAGGAUGGCUUCCAGGUUGUUGUCACCGCUUGGGGAUGGAAGACUCUGCCGGAAACCUUCCAUCCCGUCUUCGUUCCAACAGGGACAAUCGACAUCAACUCCUCGUCCUCGUUGCCUUCCUCCCCCUCCGCUGGUCCCUUCCCUCGCUCCACCACCGCCAGUAUCGCCUCAGACGACUCUCGCCUCUCGCAGAUCUGCCUCGACAAGGUGCUCGUCAUGGCGGAACACUACCGCGUGUUCGCCUCUAGCGCCUUCGACAUCGUGAUGAAGCUCGCUUAUGAGGGCGAGCCCGAGGCGGACGAGCUGCUCAACGAGAAGAAGGUCUACGAGGACCUCGUCAAGUCUUCGGCCUCGACUUCGUUCCUUGUCCCCUAUCUCGGCUUCUAUCGCUCGACCAGUUACCCUCGCUACGCACUCGUCACCGCCGCGGCCCUCGUUGCACGCCUGCACGCCUGUGGCUAUGUCCAUGGGGACCUUGCCAGCCGCAAUGUUGUCAACACGAGCGCCGGCCUUCGCCUGAUCGACCUAGGACGGGCGCAGAAGGCGGGCAGGCAGAUGAGGGAGUGGGAGAUGGCGGAGCUGAGGGCGGUGUUGGCCGAGGGAGGAUCGGAAGUUCACUACGAAUGGUAA